GAGGUAGAGGCAGGUAGAUCUCUUGAGUUUGAGACCAGCUGGUCUACAGAGUGAGUUCCAGGACAGCCAGGGCUACACAGAGAAACCCUGACUUGAAAAAGCAAAUCCAAACCAAACCCAAAAAAGAUAAAAGAAAGGAGAAAAAAAAAAAAAAGUUGGAAUGGUGGAGCACGCCUUUAAUCCCAGCACUUGGAAGACAGAGGCAAGUGGAUCUCCGAAUUCCAGGCCAGCAUGGUCUACAGAAUGAGUUCCAGGACAACAGCCCGGGCUGCUACACAGAGAAACCCUGACUCAAAAAAACGAAAAAAAAAAAAAAAGAAAAGAAAAGGAAAUAAUGUACACUUUGUAGUCGAGGAAACUGAGGUACAAAGAACAGAGGAAGCCUUCCUGAGGGAGAUGAUUACGUUUGAGAGGAAAAUCUGAGCUCAGGCUGGUCAAGCCAAGGAAGACGCGGCUUUGGGAAGAACUGCUGACCUUGCCGAACAAACACUGUCCCGAAUUCAGGAGCCUGGCCUCUCCCUGCGUCUCCAUGGCAACAGUCUGCACAUGCGCUUUGCGGACCGAGUCUAGGCCUGGCGGAAGCAGGGUAUGCUGCCAGGACAAGAACGCUGGGCGGGCUUUUAAAAGAUCCGUCCCUCCCCCAGUCAGCCUGCAGGCGGGCACUGUGAAGUUCUCUGCCACAUCCUUACCUUACUGGCGUGCUCCACCAUGGCCAGACCUCCUAUGCACGGUUCCGUGAUUGUCCUAGACUGGCAUGAGACAGUCGAGGGCAAGGAGUACUUAGCCUGUAUCCUGCGCAAGAACCGCCGACGGGAGUUUGGGUUGCUUGAACGGCCGGUGCCGCCCCCUUCGGUAGCCAUUGAUACAGCCAGCUACAAGAUCUUUGUGUCUGGGAAAAGUGGUGUGGGCAAAACAGCGCUCGUGGCGAAGCUGGCAGGCCUGGAAGUGCCCGUAGUGCACCAUGAGACCACUGGGAUUCAGACCACUGUGGUGUUUUGGCCAGCCAAGCUAAAGGACAGCAACCGCGUUGUCAUGUUCCGUCUUGAGUUCUGGGACUGUGGGGAGUCUGCCCUCAAGAAGUUUGACCACAUGCUGCCGGCUUGUAAAGAGAAUGCGGAUGCCUUCCUGUUCCUCUUUUCUUUCACUGACCGUGCUUCCUUUGAAGACCUUCCUGGACAGUUGACCCGUGUAGCUGGUGAAGCACCUGGGGUGGUCAAGAUUGUUAUUGGCUCCAAGUUUGACCAGUACAUGCACACGGACGUGCCGGAGCGAGACCUCACAGCCUUCCGGCAGGCCUGGGAACUGCCCUUGUUUCGGGUGAAGAGUGUGCCAGGGCGGCGGCUGGCGGAUGGACGUACCCUGGAUGGGCGGGCCGGGCUGGCUGACACUGCCCAUGUGCUCAAUGGCCUUGCAGAACAUUUGUGGCACCAGGACCAGGUGGCAGCUGGCCUGCUGCCCAGUUCCCCAGAGAAUGCUCCGGGCUGAAGGAUGGUGGCAUCCUGAGUAGAGACUGGGACUCAUGAUCCCCACUUAUCCAUCCCUUGGAUGACCAGGAAGAUGGUGGGACCGAGGGCCCAAGGCUGAUGCAGGAACACUCUUCUACCCUGAGGACUGGUUGGGGAGGGCUCUCACAUGAUGGCAAUGUGGGGACACAAGGCUCCAGAGCUGAAAGGGCUCCUAGCUCCACUACCCUUCACCCUUCUGCAACACCCACAGAGGGUAUGGUGUCGGGGAGGGGGUUACUCAGAAGGACCCUGGACCUCUCUUGACUUUAGCCAGGGGCCUUAUCGUUUGAAGUCACACUAUCCGCUCUAACAGAUAAACUGAAAUCUCAGUG
Molecule: messenger RNA, 1837 nt
Organism: Psammomys obesus (fat sand rat)
Lineage: Eukaryota; Metazoa; Chordata; Mammalia; Rodentia; Muridae
Gene: Cplane2
Product: ciliogenesis and planar polarity effector complex subunit 2
Exons: 6
Coding region: 709-1485 (258 amino acids)
Molecular function (GO): GTP binding; GTPase activity
Source: RefSeq, a predicted model, not a curated record